AUGAAAUUCUUGAUCCUUUGCGCUUUGGUAGCUUCGGUGGCUGCUCGUCCUGGUGGUCUAUAUGGUGGUGGUUUUGGUCAUGGUGGUGGCUUUGGUGGUUUUGGCGGUAUUGGCAUUGCUGCUGCUCCAGCUGUAAGUUAUGCCGCACCAGCUGUUAGCUAUGCUGCUGCCGCUCCUGUGGUUAAGGCUGUAGCUGCUGCGCCCGCCAUUUCAUAUGCUGCACCUGCUAUUUCGUAUGCUGCACCUGCCGUAGCUGCUGCUCCUGCAAUUUCUUAUGCUGCUGCUGCUCCAGCUAUUUCUUACGCUGCUCCUGCUCCAGCUAUUUCGUAUGCAGCUGCCGCUCCUGCUAUUUCGUAUGCUGCCCCUGCCGUAGCUGCUGCUCCAGUAGCUGUUGCAGCACCAGCCCCAACCAUAGUUAAAGCCAUUACUCCUGCUGCUACCAGCUAUUCUACGAUCAGCACUGUUGUCAAUCAUCCCGCCACCAUUAGAACUGUAACUGUAGCUGCUGCUCCAGCCGUUAAGGUAGCUGCUGCCCCAGUUGCUGUUGCGGGUGCUCCUGCCAUUUCAUAUGCUGCUGCUGCUCCCGCCAUCUCUUAUGCAGCACCCGCUGUAGCCGCCGCUCCAGCCAUAUCAUAUGCUGCCGCUCCUGCCAUUUCAUAUGCUGCUGCUCCUGCCGUUUCAUAUGCUGCUGCUGCACCCGCCAUCUCCUAUGCAGCACCCGCAGUUAAGGUAGCAGCCGCUCCAGCUAUUUCAUAUGCUGCUCCUGCCGUUUCAUAUGCUGCUGCUGCUCCUGCCAUCUCCUAUGCAGCUCCCGCUGUUAAAGUAGCUGCUGCUCCCUCCUUCGCUGUUGGCGUAGGUUAUGGUCAUGGUUUUGGCUAUGGCGGCGGCUUUGGUGGUUAUGGCCAUCAUUAA
This is a messenger RNA of Calliphora vicina (urban bluebottle blowfly), 912 nucleotides long. Its product is annotated as cuticle protein 16.5-like. The transcript has 3 exons. The coding region runs from base 1 to 912 and encodes 303 amino acids. Lineage: Eukaryota; Metazoa; Arthropoda; Insecta; Diptera; Calliphoridae. The record is from RefSeq and is a predicted model, not a curated record.